GUUAACACGAGGGGAAAAGUGAAAGAGUGAAGGGAGAGUUGAUGAAAAAGAAUUAGGUUUCGAUUUAGGCAACAAUUCAAUUGCAUUUCUACUAUUUAUUUUUUUGAGUUAUUCUCACUAUUAUUGAUAGGUUACAAUUUGAUCAAUGUAUUUUUUAAAUGUGAAGAAAUGUUCUUGGUGAGCGGGUAUGGGUAUGGGUAUGGGUAUGGGCAGGGAGGCUAAAAUCAUACCCCAUACCCACCUAAUGGAGAGAAAUAUGAAAUGUUUACCUAAUUUUAGUGAUCGCGAAUAUAUAAAAAAAAAUCAAUGACCAAAAUCCUAUUUUUAAGUAAUUCUAGUGACCAAAAUUGCAAUUUUUCUCAAAUUUGACAAUAAAGAUCUCCAUCUCCAUUACCCUUCAUUAGAAGAUAACCAACCAAAAAUUAACAUCUCUAUUUUGGAGCCUUCCGUCGGUGGUUGCCAUCGAUUACUUCGAUUUUGUAGAUGUGAUUUGGUUAUGGUCCAUGAAACUAUAUCGUACCGGCGGUUCAACCAAAAAAUAUCAGUAUCGGAGACUAAACCGAUAGACGGUAUUUAACAAACUGUUGAACUACGAUUAAACCACGAUUUUGCCAUAAAAUAACUGACUUUUCCAGUACGGUUUCAUGGACCAUGGAGUUGGUGCUUUGAUAAUCGAGUUAAAAUUGAAACCACUAGAACAAAAGUUUCAAACAUGCUCGGUUAAAGAAUUCGGCUCAGCCCAUGAAGAGAAUAGCAGCCCAGCCCAUAUUCACAUUGUGGGGCUUGAAACAAAACAAUCGGGCCCAAGUCCUAACCCGAGAAGGAUGAGGUUCCGAACAAGGAAGCGGUCGCCGGUUAAGUAAAAUUCGCUUCGGGGCUUUUCAGUAGCUCGUCCGCCGCCGGCGCUAUCUUUCUUCCAACCGCAAUGUCGACCAAGAUCUACAACUCGGAUUGGGAUCUGCCGCUAAGAGCGCUCUUUCACCGUUCCGCCCCAUGGAAACGUCCUCGUCGGAUCCGUUCAGAAGCUCCUCCUUCCAUGAUCAGCCAGCUCGGAGACGAUCUCCUCGUACAGAUUCUUAUCCGCCUCCCCGAUCCUAGAUCCGCUUGCCGAUGUAAAACAGUCUGCAGGCGGUGGAGCUCCCUCAUCUCCAGACCCUCCUUCAAUCGCCGCUUCGUUUGUCACCACCAGGGUUUGAAUUUGAACCAGCUUCAACUUCCUAUGCCGGAGGAUCCCAACGAGCUGCAAUCGACCAUUCGGAGCGUCCUCCCUCGCAUGCCUCUUAGAUACGUUCGAGACGCUUUAAGAGUUCUGGAUUGCUUCAGGGACUUGGUCUUGUGCGGGUUCUGGGAUUUGGGUAACCACAACGACGAAUUGGGAAGAUCCUACCUGGUCUGCAAUCCCUUCACCAAGCAGUGGAUUGCCCUUCCUCUGGCGCCUAAAAAGUCUGUUGGGUAUGAUGAAGCCGUCACGAGGUUAGUUUGUGAACCCUGCAAUCCUAAGAAAUUCGAUCUAGGAGAUGAUGAUGAUGAUGACAAAGCCGCAUUUGUUUAUUCUUCCGAGUAUCGGUUCCGAGUAAUAUGUAUGUAUCAAGUGGACUUGACUACGAAGCUAGACGUCUUUUGUUCAGAGUCUGGGAAAUGGAUCAGGGAGGCUCUUGUUCUUAAAGGUCAUAUCAGGCGCGGUUGCAAACGUAUAAUUUCGUCGUCGGAUGGGAAGUUGUUCUGGUCGUAUCAUAAAGUUGAAGACUUGGAAGCUGGCCAGAUUAAUCGUUUGGUGGCUGCCUUUAAUCCUUUCCGACUUGAUAUACCCCCGACUUCUAUUGAUGUUUCUGCAUUCUCUGCGAAACCUUGGUGGGUGAUUUCGGUCUCACAGGGAGCGCUGCACGUUAUUGCAUUUGAAGACAACGCAUCACCUGUUCGACGUUUAAGCAUUUGGAGUCUAGAAGAAGAAGACGGUAAAUCUUGGAGGAAACUGUGUGAGGGUUUGGUGAAUGAGACAUCAAAGUGUGGUAACUAUCAAGUUGAUAGCUGUUAUCUACCUAUUCUGCAUCCAUACAAGCCGGAAGUUGUCUUAUUCAACUGGCUUGCUGGUGAUGAUACGAAUGCUAUAUUGUCCUGGGAUUUGCAAAGACAAGAGGUAGAGUUGUUCGCUAAACUAGAAGGGGGGCCUGCUGUCAAUCGUUUUGUAGUGUUCCAGCCUCGUGUCCAUUGCUGGCCUACUCCAAUUCCAAGUUACGAGGAGUUGCGUGGCAUGUACAACGGUAGCUACCAAUUUUGGGCUCAGAGUGGCAAUGAAGGAGCAGUUCCUAGCUUCCCUCCUCAGUCAUUAGCUAAGCUCGUCUUCUAAGCAGGAUGAUGUUGCUGGAAUUAAACUCUAUCCAUGCAUUGAAGAUGAUGUUCAUCCAGUUCUCAGCUAUACCCAAAGGUUGAACUUUUCUUGGAAUGCUUGUGACCUGUGUGAAGAUGAAUGGAAGUUAGAUAGGUUGCUUUGUUUUCGGACCUUGGGAUCAUUUUUGCCUAUCACUUACUGUGUUGAUUUAUGCUGAUGUGAUUACAGCAAAGAAUUAAUAGGGCUAGGGGGUUAUAAGGCUGCAAGGGAAACACUUAAAGAUGGGGCAGCUCUAACAGAGGAGAAUCUGAACCAACUUUCCCUAAUUUGAUUGAUGAAUGUGAAGCUCACAUUACUGGUAGGCCCUCUUUUCUUGGCUAUGUUGGAUUGGUUUGGGAAAUAUGUGAGUCAACAUAUGUAGCUUGGUGGUUCAGAGUCUUAUUUCGAUUCAAUAACCCGAGGAAGGUUUGGCUUUUGCUGUGGAAUGACUCGUCAUUGUGCAGUUUGAAUGUCUUGUAGUUCGGGUGCAAUGUAUGUGGAAUUGCUGUAUUCUUGUUGAUGAUUUCACUUCUGGUUAGUCUGUAAGCAAGUUGAUGAUGGGUGUAAUUCCUUUAGCGAUGACCAUUUAGUCCAAUAGGUGUGUUUGGACAUAUUGUUGUGCAAUUCCAAAUUGAUGUGGAAUUUGUAAGGUUGCCGCUGUGCUGAUAUGCUUGGCUCCAAUUCCAAUUGAUGUGGAAUUUGUAAGGUUGCUGCUGUGCUGCGCUGAUAUACUUGGUUUGAACACAACGAGUUGUCCAUGUUGAUCCUCUUAGAAAGUAGCGGUUCUUCCUGGUUUCUGAUGUUGGAUUUGUUGUGGAAGUAAUAUGAGUCAGCUUGUGUUCUGUGUAAUGUUGGUUUCUUGGCAAGUGAGACUUUGUUCUGUGGAAUGUUGGUUGGGGUCUGCUGUGUUGUGUAUGGCUGCUCUUGGUUGUUAUGUCUAGUAUUAUUUUGAUGGGCAUGCUGAUCUUUGAUGCUAGUAGCAAAGUUUCCUGCUAGUGUAGCUAAUUGUUGAGCUAUCUUUCCACUAGUGCUUGUCUUGGCAUCUGCGUAUUUCUUCUAUUCCCUUGUAAACUUAGUUUACACUAAAAUGCUUGCUUGAUGUUUUCUUUUUUUUGCAGGGGAAACAGGCCAGCUUCCAAAGGAAAACUAAAUACAUCAGGAAUCGACUCCCAACAGCACAUCAUUCAUACUGACAAAUUCAUGCCCAAUUGUCCAUAGAGAAGUUUGAAACAUACUGUCUCUGUCUAUUCUACCCUGCUACUAAAAUCAAUUCGCCCACGAACCCUCCAGAAUCUCUUGGUUUGAUAUUCAGGGGUGUGUUUGGAUCUCCUGAUCCAGGGUCUAAGUACAUGUUUUCUUGGUGUCCAAUCUCUGUAUCUAGGGUGCCAUGUGUAUCUACUCGGUGUCUCAGCAUACAACAUUGACUAACUGAGCUUUUGGUUCUCUCAGGUUUAGGCUAAAGCACUUUAGAAAACUGUGAUUUGUCUGAAACUUGAUUCUGGAAUUGGGUUGAUUGAGAAAUGAAGAAGAACAGGAAAC
Molecule: messenger RNA, 3907 nt
Organism: Linum trigynum
Lineage: Eukaryota; Viridiplantae; Streptophyta; Magnoliopsida; Malpighiales; Linaceae
Source: the annotation of a GenBank genome assembly